This is a messenger RNA of Hemicordylus capensis (graceful crag lizard), 2867 nucleotides long. RefSeq names its product relaxin family peptide/INSL5 receptor 4 (gene RXFP4). The transcript has a single exon. Gene Ontology annotation, cellular component: membrane. The record is from RefSeq and is a predicted model, not a curated record. Lineage: Eukaryota; Metazoa; Chordata; Lepidosauria; Squamata; Cordylidae. The coding region runs from base 643 to 1872 and encodes 409 amino acids. Gene Ontology annotation, molecular function: G protein-coupled receptor activity. Gene Ontology annotation, biological process: G protein-coupled receptor signaling pathway; immune response.
CAAGAGAAAUCUCUCCCUUGUUUUUCCCCUUCUCCCAAAGGAAAAAGAAACAGACAUCAGCCUGGAUUCAGAGUUGGUGGCAGAAGACCAAUGGAGAGAAAGGCGAGUCAAAGAAUCUGCCAGUUCCCGGAGGAAAGAAGAACAACAUCUGAGCGUCUUCCUCUGCAGAGCUUGGGAGAGAUGGAUCAGCCCUAAAACAACACCCUUUGGUGAGGCGAAGCAUCCAGCGGCAUGCCUGUCUCCUGAAACAAUCUCAGCGGAUCCGACUCAGAAGGGUGAUUCCUGCUGACUUUAACACCACAGAUCGGAAUCAGAUCGACACAGAUCGGAAUCCGACUGGCGAUUCCUGUCACCUCUGGCAACCUAGAUCAGAAUCAGAUCAACACAGAUCAGAAUCAGACCAGCAAUUCCUGCUGCCUUCAACGCCACAGAUCGGAAUCAGAUCAACACAGAUCGGAAUCAGAUCGACACAGAUGGGAAUCAGAUUGGCAACUCUGUCCACUCUGGCAGCAGCUGCUUGAAGAAACUAUAACAUAUUUGGGGCAGGUGGAUGAAAUAGUGAGAAAAAGUAGUCCACACCCAAUCUGCACCAUCAUUUGGGCUGCUCUGGUGGCACCUUCCAGAGACUACCUUCUCCCCAAAAUGGAGGUGAGUGGACUUGGGAGGUCAGAGUGGAGCAACAACUCUGUGCCCCCUGGCCUUUCCAACUGGUCUUUUGUGGAUAAUGUUGACGUCUGGGGUGAGGCGGCCAUGGCCCCAUUGGACAACUUGUCUGGCUUAAGGACUUUCAUCACUUUGGUCUACUCGGUGGUCUGCGCUGUGGGGCUGCUGGGGAACGGCCUCGUGAUGUACCUGAUCUGGGCCCAGAAGGGCACGCGCGCGCCCGUCAUCAACGUUUUCGUCUUCGGUUUAGCGGUGGCUGAUUUCCAGUUCUCCUUGACGCUCCCCUUCUGGGCGGUGGAGACUUUCCUGGAUUUCACUUGGCCGUUCGGCCAAGUCCUGUGCAAAGCGAUCCCAUUCCUGACCGUCCUGAGCAUCUACGCCAACGUCUUCUUGCUCACCGCCAUGAGCGUCACGCGUUACUGGUCCCUGGCGUCGGCCCUCAAGGACGGGAGAAGGAUGACUCCUCGGCUGGCCAAGUGGAUCACCCUGGCGCUCUGGGGCAUGGCCCUGGGGACUUCGGUGCCCGCCACCAUCUACACCACCGUGGUUCACAUCGCCGGGGUGGAGGUAUGCAUCUUCAAGUUCCCGACCCCGUUCUGGCUGGGCGUCUACCACCUCCAGAAAGUGGUGAUCACCUUCGCGAUCCCACUGGUGGUCAUCUCCAUCUCCUACCUCCUCCUCCUGAGGCUCCUCAGGAGCCACAGAGUCAACGGCAACAGCCCCAAGCGGCAAAACCAGGUGGCUACCACCGUCCGCCUGGUGGUCGGCUGUUUCUUCGUCUGCUGGUUCCCCAACCACGUGGCCACCAUCUGGGGAGUGCUGGUGAAAUUCAAGGCCGUGCGCAUGGACGAGACCUUUUUCUUCUUGCAGAAUUACAUCUUCCCGCUCACGAAGUGCCUGGCGCACUCCAGCAGCUGUCUCAACCCUGUCCUUUACUGCCUGAUACGCAAGGACUUCUGGGAAGCGAUGAAGGAAACCUUUCGGAGGGUCUCCAAAAUGGCCGCCUCCUUACAGCAUUCUUCUGCCCACAAGACCAUGGAGGAGGCCAUGUUGAUGGUGGUGCCCUUGAGCCCCUCUGGACCUCCCCACAAUUCCAAAAGUGUAGAGAAGGAAGACUCCACUCUUUCCACCAUCUUGGAGCCGAGAGCGAAGGCCGCAGACCUGGGUGCUGAGGUACAGAUGCUCCCUGGGGUGGAAAUACCGAUGUGAGGUCCAGGAGAACCAAGAGAUCUCACGUUCGUCUCCCUGACUGCAGAUCCUGAGGAAAACUGGUCCGCGGUUGGCUUUGUUCUCACAUUCUGUUGCUCCCAAACCAAAUGGGGUGUUGAGGAGCCCACGGUUUUCAGUGCUGAAAUUCCGCCUUGGCCCCUGUGGAGUCAUCCUGCAGAGUUCUCCUGACCAUGUGCUGAGUGUACUUCAUUCAUCAGCAGAAGACUAAGGGAGUUAUGAGAGCUGUCUUGAAAAACCUGAAGGUCUGUCAGAGAGCGCUCUCAUUCCCUGUGGCUCCUGAGGGCAGGGCUCAGAACCUGUGAGUUGAAAUGACAAGGCAGCAGAUUUAGGCUAGAUAUUAAGAAGAAUUUCUGAACUGUUCAGAGCUGUUGGACAGUGGAACUGCCUGCCUCAUGCAGUGGUGAGUUCUCUUUUGCCGGAGGUUCACAAACAGAGAACCCUUUAACCCCAUCUGUCUCAAACCUUCAGUCUGUUUAUUUAUUUUAUUUAACAUAUAUUUUUAGACCGCCCAAAACUCACAUCUCUGAGCGGUUUACAACAAAGCAAAAUAAAUGACAACAGAAAAGGUUAAAACACUGGUUCAAACAAAAUAAACAACAGAAAAAGUCAAAACGUUGCAAUUUAAUUUUUUUUUAAUUUAAAAAUGUUAAAACUAUGGAAGCAAUGUUUAAUUAAAAGCCUGGGUGAACAGAUGUGUCUUUAAAGGCUUUUUAAAAGUUGUCAGAGAUUGUGAGGCUCUUAUUUCAGCAGGGCGUGCGUUCCAAAGCUCUGGGGCAGCUGCAGAGAAGGCCCGCCUCUGAGUAGCCCCCAGACGAGCCGGUGGCAAAUGCAGAUGGACCUCUCCAGAUGAUCUCAAUGGGCAGUGUGGUUCAUAGCAAAGAAGAUGCUCUUUUUAAUUCCCAGGGCCCAAGCUGCUUAGGGCUUUAUAGGUUAUAACCAACACUUUGUAUGUUGCCCAGAAACUUAUCCUUGAU